Messenger RNA from Mucor velutinosus, 1116 nucleotides. RefSeq lists its product as uncharacterized. Gene Ontology annotation, biological process: maintenance of mitotic sister chromatid cohesion; mitotic sister chromatid cohesion. Gene Ontology annotation, cellular component: chromosome, centromeric region; chromatin; Ctf18 RFC-like complex. The record is from RefSeq and is a predicted model, not a curated record. Bases 1 to 1116 code for a protein of 371 amino acids. NCBI's taxonomy places the organism in Eukaryota, Fungi, Mucoromycota, Mucoromycetes, Mucorales, Mucoraceae. The transcript has 4 exons.
AUGGCAUCCUCCAAACUUGUAUAUAAGGACAAAUUCGAAAAGAAUGCUUACGCACUAGUUGAACUUGGCACGCCUGAGCUGUUGGAAGCAUUUGAAUCGGGUAUAGAUAUUGUUAUUAAAGGCUUGGCAGACGAUGAAGCCGUGCUAUGUACAGAGUCCAAAACAUACAUUGUGCGACAAGUGAAUACAUCAAAUUCGCUUCUAUUGACCACCAAGGAUCCCAUGUCAAACCAGCAUAUCGUGCACGACGAUAUGUCGAGUACAAUUGAACUGCUGCCCUGUAUUGCUCGACUCAAUCGUAUCGACGAGCUCUUGAAGGAGUCAAGCUAUUCUGGAUCCGAGAACGAACGAGAUGUCAUUAACAAUAAGACCCUGUACACAUAUUUCGACCUACUAUCUGUUGUGCAAGCGAGUGAAAACGAAUUGUUGGACGGUUUGAAAGCAAGAGCAGCAUUCCAAAUCGAUGGAUAUUACAGAUUAUUCGACCAAAGCUACUUGUAUCAUUUGUUUGAUCUGUUUGUCACCAAUGCGAGUGUGCACAGCUACGACUUUAAGCAGAUGACGCUUGCACAAGCCAAACUGUGUAUCACUGAGGAGAUGAACGCAGUCGAUCAGGAAGACAGCAUCCCAGAUCAGGUUGUCAUUGCCUGUAUAAAUGCAUUUGUCACUGAGCAUGUGGAUAUCAACGACCAAGAUAAAAUACUAGAGUUUGAUAACGCAAAGAUUUGUCGAUUUUUGGGCCAGUGGCUGUUGAGUAAUCCUCGAAACAAGCGUUGGGAACUAAAUGACUUUCUCGACAUGUGGAACAAGCUUGGCUACGACAUCUUUAUACCCAAAUUAGAACACAUUGACGGAUUGUACAUCAUGCACGAGACCAAAAAGUUCCAACACACAGAAAGAUACAUUCAGUACUUUCCCGUGGCCGAAUUAUCAACAGAUCCACCACAACGAUUUGCCUCGCUCUUUGCAGAAAAGCCAUUGUGGACGUCGGAGGAGAUUACACCGUUCUUGAUGGAUCUAGCACCCAUAAAGAAGGACAGAGAACACUUGCUGCUCAAAUUUGCUCGCACACACAAACAACAGAACAGCAUUCUUUAUGGAAGUAGAAUAAAAUAA